AAUUUCUCUCUAUCUCUCUCUAUGUAUAUAUAUACGAACAGCACGCCAAACAUGUUUUUCCUCUGAAAAUUGACAUCAUAAGAAGUGAUUUUCUGAGUUUUUGUUUGAUUUAGGGAGACAUGUGGAGGAGGACCGUGGCUCGAUCUGCCGUGGUGGCGGAAAAUUUACGGAGGUUUUCUAUCUCGGCAUCGCCGUCUUUGAUUCCUGGUCCGUGUAUUGUUCAUAAACGUGGAGCUGAUAUUCUUCAUGAUCCUUGGUUUAACAAGGAUACUGGGUUUCCUUUGACUGAAAGAGACCGACUUGGGAUUCGUGGUCUCCUCCCACCUCGUGUUAUAUCGUUUGAACAGCAAUAUGAACGCUUUAUGGAGUCAUAUCGAUCGUUGGAAAAGAAUACGGCAGGUCAACCAGAUAGUGUCGUAUCUUUGGCAAAAUGGAGAAUCUUGAAUAGGUUACAUGACAGGAAUGAGACAUUAUACUACAGAGUACUGAUUGAUAACAUUAAAGAUUUUGCUCCAAUAAUAUACACUCCUACGGUAGGUCUGGUAUGCCAAAACUAUUCAGGAUUGUUUAGACGCCCACGUGGAAUGUACUUCAGUGCGAAAGAUAAAGGAGAGAUGAUGUCGAUGAUUUAUAACUGGCCAGCUCCCGAGGUGGACAUGAUAGUGCUUACAGAUGGCAGUCGCAUUCUCGGCUUAGGUGAUCUUGGAGUUCAGGGAAUUGGCAUUCCUAUUGGGAAACUCGAUAUGUAUGUUGCUGCUGCUGGUAUCAAUCCACAAAGGGUCCUCCCUAUUAUGCUUGAUGUUGGAACCAACAAUCAAAAGCUACUAGAAGAUCGUCUUUAUUUAGGACUACGAGAAAGAAGGUUGGAAGGAGAAGAAUAUAUAUCAGUAGUGGAUGAACUGAUGGAAGCUCUUCAUGCACGUUGGCCAAAAGCUAUUGUCCAGUUUGAAGAUUUUCAAUUCAAGUGGGCAUUUGAAACUCUUCAAAGAUACCGAACGAAGUUCUGCAUGUUCAACGAUGACAUACAGGGAACUGCUGGUGUUGCAUUAGCUGGACUGCUUGGAACUGUUAGAGCACAAGGUCAGCCAUUGUCGGACUUCGUAAACCAAAAGAUUGUUGUUGUUGGAGCUGGAAGUGCAGGGCUUGGUGUUCUUAACAUGGCCUUUCAGGCUGUUUCAAGAAUGACAGGAAAGACGGCAAACCCUCAGUUUUACUUAAUUGAUAAAGAUGGUUUGAUGACAAAAGAGAGAGCUGGCGUUGACCCAUCAGCUGCACCAUUUGCUAAAGCCAUUGGAGAGGUUGAUAGUCUAGGACUACGGGAGGGAUCUGAUCUCCUUGAAGUGGUAAAAAAGGUCAAGCCGCAUGUCCUUCUUGGUUUAUCAGGAGUUGGAGGUAUUUUCAAUGAGCAGGUGCUUAAGGCCAUGCGAGACUCCGACUCCCCUAAACCUGCAAUUUUUGCCAUGUCAAAUCCCACAACGAAUGCUGAAUGCACUGCUGCUGAUGCUUUCAAACACGCUGGUGAAAACAUAGUUUUUGGAAGUGGGAGCCCUUUUCAGAAUGUUGAUCUUGGAAAUGGUAAAGUCGGCCAUGUAAAUCAAGCAAAUAACAUGUACCUCUUCCCCGGGAUCGGUUUGGGAGCUUUGCUCUCUGGUGCUCAUAUUAUAUCCGAUGGAAUGUUGCAAGCAGCUGCUGAAUGUCUUGCCUCAUAUAUGACAGAAGCAGACAUCCAGAAGGGUAUAUUGUAUCCAUCUAUCAACAGUAUUCGGAAUAUCACUGCUGAAGUAGGAGCUGCUGUGCUUCGGACAGCUGUCGUUGAAGAACUAGCGGAAGGCCGAGGUGAAGUGGGGCCCAAAGAGCUAGGACACAUGUCAAAAGAAGAAACUGUGGAAUAUGUAACACACAACAUGUGGUAUCCUAUUUACGGUCCCCUUAUUCACGAGAAAUAAAGCAGCCCGAAUGAGGUUGCGCAGAUGCUACCGUAAGUUCUGCAGUUUAUUAUUUAAUUAGUUCUAAUUAUAAUUGAAUGCAGUAAUGAGGGUCCGAUUAGCGACUAGAAUACUAGUAACCGAUAUCAAUUUUGGUUAUUGAUGGGCCUUUGUGGCUGUUCACGUAGGACGUCUCCUUGUUAUAUUCAUUAUGAAUAUUGUUUCGGUUUUUGAAUUAGUGAAAGAGUAAUGCAAUUUUCCCAAUGAAUGUUACAAACUUACAAA
Molecule: messenger RNA, 2210 nt
Organism: Cynara cardunculus var. scolymus (artichoke)
Lineage: Eukaryota; Viridiplantae; Streptophyta; Magnoliopsida; Asterales; Asteraceae
Product: NAD-dependent malic enzyme 59 kDa isoform, mitochondrial
Exons: 19
Coding region: 120-1946 (608 amino acids)
Biological process (GO): pyruvate metabolic process; malate metabolic process
Cellular component (GO): mitochondrion
Molecular function (GO): NAD binding; malate dehydrogenase (decarboxylating) (NAD+) activity
Source: RefSeq, a predicted model, not a curated record